Molecule: messenger RNA, 10133 nt
Organism: Pelobates cultripes (western spadefoot toad)
Lineage: Eukaryota; Metazoa; Chordata; Amphibia; Anura; Pelobatidae
Source: the annotation of a GenBank genome assembly
CUCCCAUUCAGCGCAGUAGACUCUGUUUCCCGGCAUGCCGUGCGGUGGUUCUCCCAGUCAGCGCAGUAGACUCUGUUUCCCGGCAUGCCGUUCGCGGAGUGGAUGCGAUAGUGGCUGGGCUGGGAGUUAGGUACAGUCAGCAUCCCGCAGUGUGACACACAGGAAGCGGCUGUUACCGGCUGCACACAGACCGUCACACGGACAGCUCCAUGGCCGGGGAGAUGACUAUACUGGGUGAGUGGCUGUGGCCGAAACGUAGGUCACCUCUCUGAUAGAACUACAUCUCCCAUGAUGCAUCCUGGGGACUAACUUACUGACAGCUGGACCACCUUUAUCCUAUAAUCCAUCCCCAAUCUAAUAUAUAUCCUAUAAUCCAUCCCCUAUCUAAUAUAUAUCCUAUAAUCCAUCCCCAAUCUAAUAUAUAUCCUAUAAUCCAUCCCCAAUCUAAUAUAUAUCCUAUAAUCCUUCCCCAAUCUAAUAUAUAUAUAUCAUAUAAUCCAUCCCCUAUCUAAUAUAGAUCAUAUAAUCCAUCCCCUAUCUAAUAUAGAUCCUAUAAUCCAUCCCCUAUCUAAUAUAGAUCCUAUAAUCCAUCCCCUAUCUAAUAUAGAUCCUAUAAUCCAUCCCCUAUCUAAUAUAUAUCCUAUAAUCCAUCCCCUAUCUAAUAUAUAUCCUAUAAUCCAUCCCCAAUCUAAUAUAUAUCCUAUAAUCCAUCCCCAAUCUAAUAUAUAUCCUAUAAUCCAUCCCCAAUCUAAUAUAUAUCCUAUAAUCCAUCCCCAAUCUAAUAUAUAUCCUAUAAUCCAUCCCCUAUCUAAUAUAUAUCCUAUAAUCCAUCCCCAAUCUAAUAUAUAUCCUAUAAUCCAUCCCCAAUCUAAUAUAUAUCCUAUAAUCCAUCCCCAAUCUAAUAUAUAUCCUAUAAUCCUUCCCCAAUCUAAUAUAUAUAUAUCAUAUAAUCCAUCCCCUAUCUAAUAUAGAUCCUAUAAUCCAUCCCCUAUCUAAUAAAUAUAUAUAUAUCCUAUAAUCCAUCCCCUAUCUAAUAUAUAUCCUAUAAUCCAUCCCCUAUCUAAUAUAUAUCCUAUAAUCCAUCCCCUAUCUAAUAUAUAUCAUAUAAUCCAUCUCCUAUCUAAUAUAUAUCCUAUAAUCCAUCUCCUAUCUAAUAUAUAUCCUAUAAUCCAUCUCCUAUCUAAUAUAUAUCCUAUAAUCCAUCCCCUAUCUAAUACAUAUCCUAUAAUCCAUCCCCUAUCUAAUAUAUAUCCUAUAAUCCAUCCCCUAAUAUAUAUCAUAUAAUCCACCCCCCAUCUCAUAUAUAUCAUAUAAUCCAUCCCCUAUCUAAUAUAGAUCCUAUAAUCCAUCCCCUAUCUAAUAAAUAUAUAUAUAUCCUAUAAUCCAUCCCCUAUCUAAUACAUAUCCUAUAAUCCAUCCCCUAUCUAAUACAUAUCAUAUAAUCCAUCCCCUAUCUAAUAUAUAUCCUAUAAUCCAUCCCCAAUCUAAUAUAUAUCCUAUAAUCCAUCCCCAAUCUAAUAUAUAUCCUAUAAUCCAUCCCCAAUCUAAUAUAUAUCCUAUAAUCCUUCCCCAAUCUAAUAUAUAUAUAUCAUAUAAUCCAUCCCCUAUCUAAUAUAGAUCCUAUAAUCCAUCCCCUAUCUAAUAAAUAUAUAUAUAUCCUAUAAUCCAUCCCCUAUCUAAUAUAUAUCCUAUAAUCCAUCCCCUAUCUAAUAUAUAUCCUAUAAUCCACCCCCUAUCUAAUAUAUAUCCUAUAAUCCAUCCCCUAUCUAAUAUAUAUCCUAUAAUCCAUCCCCUAUCUAAUAUAUAUCCUAUAAUCCAUCCCCUAUCUAAUAUAUAUCCUAUAAUCCAUCCCCUAUCUAAUAUAUCCUAUAAUCCAUCCGCUAUCUAAUACAUAUCCUAUAAUCCAUCCCCUAUCUAAUACAUAUCCUAUAAUCCAUCUCCUAUCUAAUACAUAUCCUAUAAUCCAUCCCCUAUCUAAUAUAUAUCCUAUAAUCCAUCCCCUAUCUAAUAUAUAUCCUAUAAUCCAUCCCCUAUCUAAUAUAUAUCCUAUAAUCCAUCCCCUAUCUAAUACAUAUCCUAUAAUCCAUCCCCAUAUCUAAUACAUAUCCUAUAAUCCAUCUCCAUAUCUAAUAUAUAUCCUAUAAUCCAUCCCCUAUCUAAUAUAUAUCCUAUAAUCCAUCCCCUAUCUAAUAUAUAUCCUAUAAUCCAUCCCCUAUCUAAUAUAUAUCCUAUAAUCCAUCCCCUAUCUAAUAUAUAUCCUAUAAUCCAUCCCCUAUCUAAUAUAUAUCCUAUAAUCCAUCCCCUAUCUAAUACAUAUCCUAUAAUCCAUCCCUAUCUAAUACAUAUCCUAUAAUCCAUCCCAUAUCUAAUAUAUAUCCUAUAAUCCAUCCCCAUAUCUAAUAUAUAUCCUAUAAUCCAUCCCCUAUCUAAUACAUAUCCUAUAAUCCAUCUCCAUAUCUAUACAUAUCCAUCCCCUAUCUAAUAAUAUCCAUAUCCUAUCUAAUAUAUAUCCUAUAAUCCAUCCCCUAUCUAAUAUAUAUCCUAUAAUCCAUCCCCUAUCUAAUAUAUAUCCUAUAAUCCAUCCCCUAUCUAAUAUAUAUCCUAUAAUCCAUCCCCUAUCUAAUAUAUAUCCUAUAAUCCAUCCCCAUAUCUAAUAUAUAUCCUAUAAUCCAUCCCCAUAUCUAAUAUAUAUCCUAUAAUCCAUCCCCUAUCUAAUACAUAUCCUAUAAUCCAUCCCCUAUCUAAUAUAUAUCCUAUAAUCCAUCCCCUAUCUAAUACAUAUCCUAUAAUCCAUCCCCUAUCUAAUACAUAUCCUAUAAUCCAUCCCCUAUCUAAUAUAUAUCCUAUAAUCCACCCCCUAUCUAAUAUAGAUCCUAUAAUCCAUCCCCUAUCUAAUAUAGAUCCUAUAAUCCAUCCCCUAUCUAAUACAUAUCCUAUAAUCCAUCCCCUAUCUAAUAUAUAUCCUAUAAUCCAUCCCCUAUCUAAUACAUAUCCUAUAAUCCAUCCCCUAUCUAAUAUAUAUCCUAUAAUCCACCCCCUAUCUAAUAUAGAUCCUAUAAUCCACCCCCUAUCUAAUAUAGAUCCUAUAAUCCACCCCCUAUUUAAUCUAUAUCAUAUAAUCCAUCCCAAUCUAAUAUAUAUAUCAUAUAAUCCAUCCCCAAUAAUAAUCCAUCCCAAUCUAAUAUAUAUCAUAUAUCCCGUGUCCAGUUUAUAUUGCAUAAUCCAUUAUUAGGAUUCCUCAUAAAAGGGUUUGUGGCCUUUUUAAAAGCAGCCAUAUAAGCACAGUUGAAGAGACACUGUGACUGCUUCAUCUCAUUGAAGUGCUUAUAGUGUUUGGCGUUCCCUGGUGCCAUGCUUCUAUUCAGUGUUAAACCAUUUUUAAUUAUUAAAGGGACACUGUAAGCCAAUGUAAUUAUUUCAUCUUGUUGAAGUUAUUGUUUCUAGCGUGCCCUGGUGCGUUCUUACAAUUCAGCGUCCCCAGCAGCAGAGAUUUAAACAUAUGUCAGUUUGUUCUGCAUUGACUUCUAAGUAAAAAUUACAUUUUAACUCAGAACCACUGUCUCCAAAAUUAUGUACAGAUUUCCUAAAUAUUUAGAUUAUAAUAGCCUAUUAUCCAGGUGAAAUUAUUGUUGUCUACUGUUUCCAAAUUAUAAGUACGUAUUGUUGUGCUGUUGCGUCACAGACCAGCUGCUUCUGCAAAGUAGGAAAUGAUGCACACCAGUGUUUGCUCUGUGAAUUGAACUGUACUGGUAUAGUGCAAACAUAUAAUUUUUUUUGUUGUACUGUUCUGGGAGAUUGGGUUCUCCACCUGAAUAGUGAAAAAAGAAAUCAUAUCUAAUUCCCAUCAGCCAAUUUGUAAUAUUGUUGCUUUCAUGCAUUUAAUAUGAAGAAAACGCACUUAUAAAACUGGUUUUAUGUGUGAACUCAGCGUGCAGUUAUUUUCCGUGCCUAUGAUUUAAAAAAAAAAAAAAAAAAAGUUUGUCAAACUUGCUAGACUUGUUUUAUGCACAACCUGUUAGAAGAGAAUUCAAAUUUAAAAACCCCAAAUAACCUCUCUCUGCCUAUCUAACUUGGAACUGGUGUCAGCAGUCUGGCAAGGCACUGUUUUAAAUGCAAAAUGGUGGAGUAUUGGUUAGUUGCACAUUGUACCUUUUUCUAUACAAGGUGUGGUUUUAUUAUACAUUUGACUUUAAUGAUCUUCCAGUGCUAAAUAAAACAUUCAUUCCCAUGCCACAUAUGUACAUUAUCAUGUAGCCAUUUCUUGUUCUUUAUUUCAGUGAUGUGUUUGAUUGAUUGCCUUAUUAAUAAAUAUAUAUAUAUAUAUAUAUAUAUAUAUAUAAUUAAAAAAUUUUUUUUUUUUUCCUAACCAACUUAGGUUCUGCUAUCCUAGCACUCCUAUUAGCUGGAUAUUUGGCACAACAGUAUUUGCCAAUGCCAACACCAAAAGUAAUUGGUAUCGAUCUUGGAACCACGUAUUGCUCAGUUGGCGUGUUUCACGCUGGCACGGGCGAAGUAAAAGUUAUCAGUGACGAAGAUGGCCAUCAGAGUAUCCCUAGCAUUGUCUCAUUUACUAAAAAGGAUGUCUUUGUUGGAUAUGAUGGUCUUGAACUUGCUGAUUCUAAUCCUCAAAACACGAUAUAUGAUGCUAAAAGAUACAUUGGAAAAAUCUUUAAUACUGAAGAAUUAGAAAAGGAAAGUUCCAGGUAUCCGUUCAAGGUUAGUGACAUUUAAUAUUCUUCUGAAAUUCUUAUUAUGAGUCACUCCCUGUCCCGGCUUGCUACCAGUGCUAAAUUAAUGGUAUCUAACGAGCCCCAUACAUUCCCGUAGAGUUUUUUUGUAUGUGAGUUUAUUAAUAAACCUUCAAAUUAUAGUAACUUGAAAUUAUCCUAGCAAAAGGUAUAGCUUGGUUAUUUUAGCGUAAUUUUGCAACUAAAUAUAGUUGUGUGCAGUAUGGUGUUAAAUGAUUAAAUUACCCAAAUGUGUUCAAAGGAGGAAUGCUAUAAUUGUGUUAAACAGUAUGGCCAUAUUAUGCUUAGUGUGAACCCACGCCUUACAGGCAGAAAAUGGACUGACACACACACUCGCGCUCACUCUCUGGACUGUCAAACCAAGAUGUACUUCUUUGUACAAACAUUUAUUCAUUUUAUGAAAGCGCCAUAAACUUUAAUUAGUGUUUUUAAUUUUGCUGUCACCUUCACAAGGUAUUGCCUUUUCUAUAUACAUAACUGAAAAUGGUUUCCUUACAUCUAAAAUAGUCUUACGGAAUGAACUGCUUUGAAUGCAGCCACCAAAGAAUUUGAGUGACAUUUCACAAUUCUUGACCCUCCAUGUAUGUAACCAACAGCAUGGCAAUGAAGCAAAAAACAAACAAAAAACUAAACAUGUAUGCUCUGGCAUUCUGACUCUUUAGAAAGCACUGGGUUCUAGUUAGUUGCUUGUAAAUAGCUGACUUGCUGUACUUAAAUAACACAUGCUUUUUAUCUCAAACCUGCUUUAAGUGAGGUUGAGUUUGUUGCAGAUGUUUAGCUUGCAAUCAUAUUGGUCAACUAGGCCAAUUGGUCAAAUGAGGUCUGUACCGCCUCCUGUUUUAUGCAUUAAACAAAUGGGGGAAAAUAGAGUGUGUGUUACAUUUGUUUAUCACUCUAAUUCUAGGUUCUACAUAAUAAUGGAGAUGUAGUAUACUCUAUCACAACCAAUGAAACCUUUACAGUAACACCAGAGUACAUUGGAUCCCAGCUCCUUUUAAAGCUAAAGAAUAUUGCAGAAACCUACCUUGGCAUUCCUGUUUCUAAGGCUGUCAUUUCUGUGCCAGCAGAGUUUGAUGAAAGGCAAAGGAACUAUACAGUGAAAGCUGCCAAUCUAGCAGGUAAGUGUCAUAAUACAACUUCCUACGGUUACUUAUUUAAAUGUGCGGUAUAGAAACAUAACAUUUUCUGUUUAAAUGAAAGAUAAUUAUUGUUCACGGCUGCAUGCGUUGCCAGCAAAAUGGUUUAUUUCGUCUCAAAACGGCUAGCCAUUGGCUGGCAACGCCCUAUUCACUUUAGUUGUGACUCGGAAUGUUUGUCUAAAUUCAGUAACAACCACAAAGUAUUUUAAAGGGAAAUUAUAGGUUAACAAUACAAAAUUGUAUUCCUUGCACUAUAGUACCAUAAAGUGCCCCUUUCGGCCUUGCUGCUGGGCCAGGCUCCGUCUCCGCUCCUCCUCCCCUAACAUCGCCGUCAUCAGGGACCUAAUGCGAGCGCGUCCAUCACCGCAAUCACAUUAGGACAACCCCAUAGGAAAGCAUUACAUCAAUGCUUUUCUAUUUGGUUUUAGUUGAUGCUGGAUGUCCUCAUGCAUAGCGUGAGUUCGUCCAGUGUCUGUUAGGUGACCAAAAGUCGCAUAAAGACCUGGAAGCGUUUCUAGAGGUGGAGUUAACCUUGCAAGGUAAUUGUUGCAGUUUCUUAAUUACAAUUGCAUGGUUAAACUGACGGGGGCACUGCACUCAGACCACUACAAUGAGCUGAAGUGGUCUUGGUGCCUAUAGUGUCCCUUUAACUAUAUUUUUUUUUUUUUUACUACCUUGCCUCUAGUGAAACGUAGAACAGACUCAGUAAACAAGGAAAUAAAUCCAGGGUUUGGCUCAGAUCCUCCCUUUCUCAAGUUUUAAAGCAUUCCUAAGCAAAGCUACACUUAGAAUUCAGUGUUCACUUUUAAUACUGGGGCUAAAGCCACAUCAGAGCAGAUAUUACACAGGUCUGAUUAGGCUAAGAGGGGAAAAAAUAAUAUGGAUAAAAUUCUCCCAGAGGGAUGUAAAUAUUCUGUAUAAGGAUCACAAAGUAAGCAGAAAAAUAAAAAAAAAAUUGAGCAGAGGAGAUGGUAGUAGAAACCUACAUACACACAAAUAUAUGUAUAUAUAUAAUGGUGAUUAUUUUUUUUUUUCACUUGCAAUUUGAGCAAGGUGUUGGAUAAUUUCAUCUGUUAAUUUACAUCAACAAUACUGAACUAACAAAGCUAAAAUGUCUUCAUAUAUAGUGUGGAAAUUAUGUGUCCUGUAUUUAUUAAUGGUCACUCUUAUUUUCAAGUUAAAAAUAAAUAUAAUUUGGAGGCAGGGUAUUACUCAUUACAAACACUGCUGUUACUCCAGUCUCACACCAAUCCAUUUUGAUUUUUCUGUACUCUCCCUUUUUAAAUCUACAGGUCUGGAUAUCUUACGAGUUAUAAAUGAACCAACUGCAGCCGCAAUGGCUUAUGGGCUCCAUAAAGCUGAUGUCUUUAAUGUUCUAGUGGUGGAUUUGGGAGGAGGUACACUGGACGUCUCUCUGUUAAAUAAACAAGGAGGGAUGUUUUUAACACGAGCCAUGGCAGGUAAGCAAAAAGUAACCUAAAUCUGUUUUAAGUUCAAUAUAUACUACAGUCCUAUUCAUUAUUGGCACAUAGUGUCCCCAGAACAUCUUGGCACUGUCGAAAUUACUUUGUAUGUUAAUAAUUGUUUUAUAUCCCUAGUGUAUUACCAUAAAGAGCUAUGCAAUAUGUUGGCAUUAUCAACUGAUAAUAAUAAUGAGAAGCAUUGUUUUACAUACUAAACGAUAGUAUGUGCAACUUCCUUGUUGCUGGCAUAGUCGAGACUGGUCUCUGCAACCCUGUGAACCUUCUAGUGGGACGUGCGUUUGAAAUCUGUGCAAUUGUGACAUAGAACUCUAAAUUGCUUCCUUUUUAUAGGUUCAAGAAUAGUAGUGUGUGUGUGUGUGUGUGUGUGUGUGUGUAUAUAUUGGAAAAUCCAGCGCACUCCCUUAUCUACUAAACAGCUACUUUGGUGGUGACCGAAUUUGCUAGUUUUAUUAAAAACACCUAAUCUAGGCAAAUAAUAAUGGGGGUUUAGUUACAUUAUAUGAUCAUACAUCGCAUAAGCCUCCACAACAUCAGUGUCCUACUCUAACAGCCAAAUAUGUGCUAAAUGAGUUACUUACUUGGGGAAAUACUUCCAUCUCGAGUUCUCUGUUCAGGUGAGUGCAGCCAGCUCCUGGGUUUUGCACCCCUCCCUGUCACAGGUGCCUCAUCCCAGGACCCUAUUUAGCCUUGUACCGCAGAGAACUCAAGAUGGAAGUAUUUCCCCAAGUAAGUAAUUCAUUUAGAAGAUAUUUGGCUGCUAAAGUAGGAUCGGCCAAAGAUGGGGUACAUUGAUGUUGUGGCAGGCUUAUGCAAUGUAUGAUCAUACAAUUUAACUAAACCCCCAUUAUAAUUUGCCUAGGUGUUUUUAAUAAACUAUUAAAUUCGGUCAGCACCAAAGUAGCUGUUUAGUAGAUAAGGGAGUGUGCUGGAUUUAAAUUUUUAGUGUACUUACUGGCCCCCAACAGCACCCCAUUUAAGCAUGUUCAGGUGAGUGCAACCAACCCCUUGUUUUCUCACGUGUAUAUAUAAAGCCGAAACACAUUCUGCAAUUUUAACAUGAGUUCAGCACAAUUUGUGAUCCAUGAAUUCUUUUCAUUUGUCAUAUAGGUAACAAUAAGCUUGGAGGACAGGAUUUCAAUCAGAGACUCUUAGAAUAUAUUUAUGAUAAUAUUUAUUCAACAUAUGGGUCAUUGCCAUCCAAGAAAGAAGAAAUCCACCGACUAAGACAGUCUGUGGAAGCCAUAAAAUUGAACUUGACAAUACAUAAGUCAUCAUGGAUUAGAUUGCCUUUAACGUUGGCCCGAUCAGAUUCUUUAAUGGGAAAACCAGAGGAAAACCUUGUGGACAAGUCCACAGAAGAACGAAUGUUAAAUCCCAAUGAACCCUAUUUUCAAGAAGAAUCUCAACAUAAGAAGACCAGCCUAGACCAAAAAGUAAACUUUGAAAUAGAAAUUUCUCGCAAACUUUUUGAGACUUUGAAUGAAGACCUUUUCAAAAAGAUUUUGGUUCCGGUAGAACGUGUGUUAAGAGAAGGACAUGUCGAAAAAGAGGAAGUUGAUGAAAUUGUGCUAGUUGGUGGUUCUACUCGUAUUCCACGCAUACGCCAAGUAAUUAGGGACUUUUUUGGUAAGGAACCGAACACCUCAGUAGACCCAGAUUUAGCAGUGGUGACUGGAGUUGCAAUUCAGGCAGGAAUUAUGGGUGGUUCCUGGCCACUGCAAGUCAGUGCUAUAGAAAUUCCUAAUAGACAUUUACGGAAAACGAACUUCAACUGAAUGCUUUUCAGUUCCUGUUUUUUUUUGUUUUUUUUUCAGAAAUAUAUUAAAUGGGAUGUAUACGUAAACAGCCUUUUUUAUUUUAUUUUAUUUUAUUGUUUAUUUCUAUUGUAAAUUUGGUUUGGGGAAAAUUUUAUUUAUUUAAAAAAAAAAAAAGGUUUAAACAAUAGAAUGUAGAGUUACUUAGAAAUGUAUUUGGAUGCAGUACGUAUUCCAUAUUAUGUGCAGUUUUAAUUUGUCCUUGGUAUAAGAUAUACCAAUUCAUUACUUGAGGUACUGAAAUACAGUUAUACAUUCAUAGAAUUGGUCUUUUGUAUGUUUUUUUUUUUUUUUUUAAAACCAUAUAAAAGCAAUUGUUCAUACCAACAACCAAAUUUUACAGCCGCCUAAACUAGCUUUGCGGUGUAACAAAAGGAAAACACUGAGUUCACAUAUUUGUGACAGCUCAUAUUUUUUUAUUAUUGUGCAAUAACAUGGGCAUUUGUUUUGGUUCCGAAAAAAAAUCUGUGUUAGGGGUAAAGUUUAUAUAGCCUUAUAUUUUUUUUUUAUUAUUAUUUUUUUUUAUAAUGCAGUUAUGCACUUUUUAGGAUUUAUAGAGAUGUCUCUUAUUCUAAGCAGUGUUGGAGUAAUGUUAAAUCUUUUUGUAUUUGUACAUGCGUGUAUGGGAAAGGUACAUGGCAGUAUUAAUGUUGGAAUUUAUAUUCUGUUUACACAUUCAAACUCUUACUCACAUUGAGUAGAACUGCUCUAGAAAUAUAUUGCUGAGUUUCUACCUUGCAAAAUGUUUUUACAAUAGUCAGGAAUGUGAAAAUGUAAGGUUCUCAUAAAAUCAGGUCUUCAAAAUAAAGUGAUUUAACUUUCUGAUUACUUGUGUGUCUAUAUAAUUUAAAGAAAUGUGUAACUUUGUCUUGAAUAAUGUCAUGGCAUACACUGCAUCCAGAGGUGUAAAUAGAAACCACCGGGCCCCUGUGUGAAAAUUGUCCUGCA